Molecule: messenger RNA, 1203 nt
Organism: Solanum verrucosum
Lineage: Eukaryota; Viridiplantae; Streptophyta; Magnoliopsida; Solanales; Solanaceae
Exons: 5
Coding region: 503-1081 (192 amino acids)
Source: RefSeq, a predicted model, not a curated record
GGAACCUUCUUGAAGCUUUAUUGUUUAUUCCCUAGAACCCAAUGGAACCUUUUUCCACCUCAUAGAUAUAUUUAUCCAUCCAUGUGGCUGCUGAUUUUCUUGACAAACAAAGUUCUAUUGGACCCCACUUCAUAACCGACCUUCAAAGUUCUUUCUUUAUAUACAUGUUUUCCUUAACACUCUUUUCAUGUCACAGGUUCUUGAUUUUGAGAUUUUAUAAAAAGGGGUUGUUAAAGAUUUGAUCUUUUUGACAAAAUAUUGAAAUUGGAAGAUACCCUUUUGCUUAUUUGUUGUUAUUUGAGGGGAAUUUGGUGAUUUUAUAAAAAGGGGUUGUUAAAGAUUUGAUUUUUUUUGAAGAAAUAUUGAAAUUGGAGGACACCCUUUUGCUUAUUUGUUGUUAUUUUGUGGGAAUUUGGUGAUUUUAGAAAAAGGGGUUGUUAAAAGUUUUGAUAUUUUUGAAGAAAUAUUGAAAUUAGAGGAUACCCUUUUGGUUAUUUGGUGAAUGGAGAUGGAGAUGGAGUUUAAAGAAAGGUUGCCUUCAUAUUAUAGUGUACUUGGUGUAAAUGUUGAUUCUUCUGAUGAAGAAAUUAGACGUGCCUAUAGAAAGCUAGCAAUGCAAUGGCACCCUGAUAAAUGGACUAGGACACCAUCAUUGUUAGGUGAAGCUAAGAGGAAGUUUCAGCAAAUUCAAGAAGCUUAUUCAGUGUUGUCGGAUCGAAAGAAGAGAAUGAUGUAUGAUGCUGGCAUGUAUGAUCCUGAAGAUGAUGAUGAUGAGGGAUUUGCUGAUUUUCUACAAGAAAUGGUAUCUCUAAUGGAAGAUUCAAGGAAAGAGGAGAAAAGUUACAGUAUGGAUGAGUUGCGAAGCAUGUUUUGGGAGAUGGCUCAAGGGUUUGAGACUUGUAAUUGGUCUAGCUUUUCUCAACAAACUCAGAACUUUGAGUCUCCGCAAUGGUUUUGUGGUAGUUCUAUGGCUUAUGAUGGCUCCAGAACAUCUCAGUUGAACGCGAAUUUCGCAGACACAAAUCCCUUCUUCGGUUUCUCAACAAUGCAGAUGCAAGGGGCUAAUCGUUUCUGCAGAUAAAAAUAAUGAAGGUUCUUCAAGAAAGUAGUUUAUAUGCAAAGUUUUCACUUUUCAGUGUUUUUUUGCAUCUUUAGAAUGUCGAGUGUAGCAAAUGUUCAUAUAGAAGUGCUACGAAUUUUGGC